This is a messenger RNA of Danio aesculapii, 349 nucleotides long. RefSeq names its product ASNSD1 upstream open reading frame protein-like. NCBI's taxonomy places the organism in Eukaryota, Metazoa, Chordata, Actinopteri, Cypriniformes, Danionidae. Bases 57 to 305 code for a protein of 82 amino acids. The record is from RefSeq and is a predicted model, not a curated record. The transcript is spliced from 4 exons.
AGAUACUUGCAUGUGUAAAUGUUUCCCUAAAAUGAUCUGAAGCGAUUUAAUAAAUAAUGUCGUCCAAGAACAUACAGCGAACUGAGCCUGGGGCUCCAGAAGAGCGCGCACAAAAAGAGGAGCUGAACCAAAAGAUAAAAGAGCAAAAGAUUGUUGUCGACGAGUUAAGUAACUUGAAGAAAAACAGGAGAGUGUACACCCAGCAACCUAACAGCAAUAUAUUCUUUCUGGCAGACAAAGGAGAAACCCUUAGCUCUUGUAAACAGGAUCUGGAUAACAUGAGGAAAGAGUAUCAAGAUAUAUAGUGAAGUGAUAUCAUGUGUGGGAUCUGCUGUGUGGUCAGUUUGAC